AUGUGCGACAGAAGUCUGAACCACAUACCAAAGAGUGAAGAACGUGUGAGUAGAACAACGAACAGGGUGUCGUCUGGAGGCUUUACCUCUCCACCCCCUUUGGAAGCUGUGUCCCAACUGAAGCGCGCUUUUGAGGCGGUGGCCAACGGCAAUCCCUCCGUGGGACUCAAGGCUUCUCAUGGCGUUGUGCUUGCCACAGGAAACAGGCUAGGGGCAUUAUAUGGGGCCCACAUUCCGCACUUUGUGACUGCGAUUGACAAGCAUAUUGGUGCCGCGUUUUCCGGACUGUGUCCCGACUAUCGCCUUCUCGUGAAGAGGGCCAAUCAAACGGCGAGCGACUAUCGUUACGCUCACAAGGAGCCGAUUAGAGUGCCGCAGCUGGUGAAUGGCGUUGGCACCUUCAUGCUGGAGUACAUCCAGCCCGGGGGCACUCGCCCUUUUGGUGCGUCUAUGUUGAUCUGCGGCUCGCACCAAAAGGAUUACUAUAUACCCCUGCAGGCCGUUGCACAGGGCGUCAACGCAAAAGAAUGCAACAUUUUCCGGGCGGAUCAAUACAAAGCUGAUUUAAGGAUAGAGGAAUCCGCUACACUAGCAGUUCGCUGUCUGAAGAAAGCCUUCGGGAAUGCCCUGACUGGCGUCAUCGUUGAGGUCGGGAUUUGUAUGGCGAGUAGAUUCCAAGUUCAGAAACCAACGACCGUCGCUGAACUUAUGGCCAAAUGGGCCUAA
Messenger RNA from Drosophila pseudoobscura, 726 nucleotides. RefSeq names its product proteasome subunit alpha type-2-like. Gene Ontology annotation, biological process: proteasomal protein catabolic process. NCBI's taxonomy places the organism in Eukaryota, Metazoa, Arthropoda, Insecta, Diptera, Drosophilidae. The transcript is spliced from 2 exons. The record is from RefSeq and is a predicted model, not a curated record. Gene Ontology annotation, cellular component: proteasome core complex, alpha-subunit complex; proteasome core complex. The coding region runs from base 1 to 726 and encodes 241 amino acids.